Molecule: messenger RNA, 1325 nt
Organism: Theobroma cacao (cacao)
Lineage: Eukaryota; Viridiplantae; Streptophyta; Magnoliopsida; Malvales; Malvaceae
Gene: XTH32
Product: xyloglucan endotransglucosylase/hydrolase 32
Biological process (GO): xyloglucan metabolic process; cell wall biogenesis
Cellular component (GO): cell wall; apoplast
Molecular function (GO): hydrolase activity, hydrolyzing O-glycosyl compounds; xyloglucan:xyloglucosyl transferase activity
Source: RefSeq, a predicted model, not a curated record
UACACUCCCAAUCAUUCUACUUUCCUCAUUGAGUUUCCUUUCUCUCAUCUUGGCUUUCCUCUACAUUCCUCAUGGCUCUCUUUCUCUCACUUCUCCUCAUUCUAAUGUUUCCCUCAACCAAUGCUGACUGGCCACCUUCUCCUGGCUACUGGCCAAGCUCUAAAUUUAGGCCUAUGAGCUUUUAUAACGGGUUUAGAAAUCUUUGGGGUCCUGGCCAUCAAAGUGCAGACCAAAAUGCAUUAACAAUCUGGCUUGACAGAACUUCAGGGAGUGGAUUCAAGUCAGUUCGCCCUUUUCGUUCUGGCUACUUUGGAGCUUCUAUUAAGGUCCAGCCUGGCUACACUGCAGGGGUCAUAACAGCUUUCUAUCUAUCAAACAAUGAAGCUCAUCCAGGAUUCCAUGAUGAAGUGGACAUAGAGUUCCUUGGAACUACAUUUGGGAAGCCUUAUACUUUACAGACCAAUGUGUAUAUUAGAGGGAGUGGAGAUGGAAAAAUCAUUGGAAGGGAGAUGAAGUUCCAUCUGUGGUUUGAUCCAACCCAAGAUUUUCAUCACUAUGCCAUUUUUUGGAGUCCUAAAGAGAUCAUAUUCCUAGUGGAUGAUGUGCCCAUAAGAAGGUAUCCAAAGAAGAGUGCUGCAACAUUUCCUCUAAGGCCAAUGUGGGUGUAUGGUUCAAUAUGGGAUGCCUCAUCAUGGGCAACUGAAGAUGGAAAAUACAAAGCUGAUUACAGAUACCAACCAUUUGUUGCAAAGUACACCAAUUUCAAAGCCAACGGCUGCUCUGCCUAUGCACCGGCAUGGUGUCGCCCAGUCUCCGCCUCGCCUUUCCGGUCCGGCGGGCUAACCAGGCAACAAUAUAGAGCAAUGAGAUGGGUUCAAAGAAACCAUAUGGUCUAUGACUAUUGCAAGGACCCCAAAAGAAACCAUGCCUUAACCCCGGAGUGUUGGAGCUAGUGAACUCCUGAAACAGUUUCGAUUAGAAUUUUUACUUCACUUGUGAAUUUUACUAGUUUGUCCGCUUGUUUCUUUGGUGUCUUGAGAUGGAUCCCACUUGCCAACAAUAUUGAUGCAAGGUUAGUUGAGCGUCCAAGGCUCCAAACAAAGGAAAAAGGAAAAACAGAAGGAUUUGUGUAUUUUUGUUGUGGUGCUCUCUUGGUGUAUAUCAGCUUGGAAAAAAUACAAAAAGGAAGAAGAAAUAUAUAUAUAUAAUAAAAGAGAGCGGGGAGAAUGGGAUGAUGAAGCCAGGGAUACACGGGGUCAUGGGGUUCGAGUGUGUUGUUUCAAUCGUCAUUUCUUAAUAAAGCAAAAGUUAUUCUUUUCAUGUUA